CUCAGAUCAGCCUGAGCCUUCUCUCGCGGCUUUAUCUACUUGCCCGACUCCAUUUUGUGCGAGGGACCUGCUUGCAUAGACGUGCUUUAUUCACCGGAGAAACAUUUUUACAUUGAGAGGAUGAGCGGUUCACGUAUUUUUAUCGGUCGGUUAAACCCCUCCGCUCGCGAGAAGGACGUCGAGCGCUUCUUCAAGGGUUACGGGAAAAUCAGAGACAUUGACCUGAAACGAGGCUUUGGCUUUGUGGAAUUUGAUGAUCCAAGGGACGCAGAAGAUGCCGUUUAUGACCUUGAUGGGAAAGAGCUUUGCAAUGAGAGGGUGACCAUCGAACAUGCCCGUGUCCGUCUACGCGGGGGCAGAGGUCGCGGCGGCAAUGGUGGUGGUGGCGGCGGGGGCGGCGGUGGUGGUGGUGGUGGUGGAGGACGUUUCCCCAGUUCUUCCCGGUAUGGCCGUGGCUCCCAGGACAGCCGAAGGAACCCUCCACCAAUGCGCACUGAGAACCGCCUUAUCGUGGAGAAUUUAUCAUCUAGAGUCAGUUGGCAGGAUUUGAAGGAUUUCAUGAGACAGGCUGGAGAAGUUACUUUUGCAGAUGCCCAUCGACCAAAGCUUAAUGAGGGUGUGGUUGAGUUUGCUUCACAUAGCGAUCUAAAAAAUGCAAUGGAGAAGUUAUCUGGGAAGGAGAUCAAUGGCAGAAAAAUCAAGCUUAUUGAAGCAUCCAGGAAAAAAUCCAGGAGUCGCUCCCGUUCAAACAGCUCAUCCCGCUCUCGUUCUCGAGGACGCUCCCCUUCACGAUCCCGUAGUCGCUCCCGUUCACACACCCCCAAAUCGCAGAACCGCUCUAGGAGUCGCUCUCGCAGUCGCUCCCGAUCACCGAGCACUUCUCCUGCACGGCCCAAAGAAACCAAGGGCGCAUCUCCCGCCGGAUCUGCAUCGCCGCCCGCCCUGUCCCAGCGCCCCCCACCGUCUCGUUCCCCGUCCACCGACAGUCGCCAUUAGACUGUAACGUUCUUUACGCUCAGAGAUGCAUCUUUGGUCAAGCACUGCAAAAGGUUGGCCAAGUUUGUUGCAGCAAUAUUGUUGCAUCUUUUGUUCGUUAAAGUCGUAAAAGUUGAGGAUCAGUUUUUCUCGAUGAUAGAAGUGAGGUUCAUAGUGCAGGGUCUGCUAGUUAUUUGACAGAUGGUACUUGUCACUUCUGAACUGUACAGCUUUUUGUUUUUGUGUUUUUUUGUGUAUUCCUGAAAUUCAUGUUUGAAUGUCUUUUGAUGGGUAAUUUGUUAUUUUUAUCACUAUUUGAAGAGUGAGGUUUGAGAAAUUCUUGUUAUUGUAUAAACCCAUUCAUGGAUAAGUGAGUAAAUGUGAUUUUGGGUUGUUUUCAGUGAGCUUGGUCAUAACAUAUUUGUUGAUAAUUUAAUUAGGAAUAAUUCAAUCCAUGAUUAUUGACAGAUGGGAAAAAGCCUCGCAUUUAUGGCUGAUUGUAACAGGGGGGAAUUUCAGGUGAGAGUCGAUCUACCGGCCUGUGUUUUUCAGGUUAGCUUAUUGACAGUGUUUUUUGACAUUUUUGUUCUUGAUCACAUGUGAGAAUUGUUUUGUAACAAAUGAUUAAAAUGUAAUCUGCUCAGAGUCAACAAAUUAUCUACUUAAAUUUCCUCCUCAUCGCUGCACGUGUUCAGGCACACAUGCGAUAACAUGUGAAACCAAGCAUACAUACCGCUUUUCAUUUUAAUAUGCUAUGGUUCAAAUGAAUCACAUGUAACUGUUUGCUUUUUUAUUUCAUUUUUGUAUCAUGGUACUGAUGUGUACACAUUUCGAUGCAUGUUUUUCAUUGGAAAACAAGUUCCCUUUCUGUACCGUGAUAUAAAUAUUUUUAAACGUUUUGAAUGUUUAUGAUGUUGGUAAGGCACUGCAAAUAAAAUUUAAAUGAUAAAACACGA
Messenger RNA from Paramisgurnus dabryanus, 1931 nucleotides. RefSeq names its product serine and arginine rich splicing factor 5b (gene srsf5b). Lineage: Eukaryota; Metazoa; Chordata; Actinopteri; Cypriniformes; Cobitidae. Gene Ontology annotation, molecular function: mRNA binding. The record is from RefSeq and is a predicted model, not a curated record. Gene Ontology annotation, cellular component: nucleus; cytoplasm.